Messenger RNA from Acanthosepion pharaonis, 507 nucleotides. Lineage: Eukaryota; Metazoa; Mollusca; Cephalopoda; Sepiida; Sepiidae. The record is from the annotation of a GenBank genome assembly.
AUGCACACACCUCCCCCAACAUAUGUGAGGUCUCUCCUCAUCAUAUCUCAUGUUAGAAUGUCUCUUACCCAUCAUACCGCGCGUCACUCCCCUAUCAUAUAUCACGUCUCUCCUCUCAUCAUUUAUCAUGUCUCGGUUACAUCAUAUCUUACAUCUCUUCCUCAUCAUAUCUCACGUAGGCGUGCCUCUCCACACAUCAUAUCGCAUGUACCUCCCCCAUCAUAUAUGAGGUCUCCCCACCCCAUUAUAUUUCACGUUGGAAUGUCUCUCCCUCGCACUUCCCAUAUCGCACUUCCCUACCCAAUCAUAUAUCACGUCUCUCCCCAUCAUGCCUCACAUGUAUUUAUCAUCAUAUCUCAUGUUGGCAUGUCACUCCCUCAUCAUAUAUCACGUCUCUACCCAAUCAUAUCUAUAAUCUUUUUCUCCUCAUGUCUUAUAUUGGCGUGUGUUUUUCUUUGCCGUUGUCUUUUCGCUAGCUUUCAUGUUGAUCUCCUCCGUUCUUGUUAA